AUGUGUGAAGCUGCUGAUUAUAUCGACAUAUUCAUAGAGAAAAAAGACGUGAACUUAAUAACAAUGUCGGUAUUGAGACUUAGAAUACAGUCUGUAUACCGUUCUCUCCACAUCAGCCGGAGAGUUUGUAAUUAUACCAACGUCAAGCUAACCCUAUUUUCUAAACCUCAAUGCGGUCUAUGCGAGGAAGCUCAUGAGGUUAUUAAUGAUACACUAGAGUCCCCCGAGUUUGUGAAGGAACCACUAAUCCAGAAUAUGGAAAUAAUCAAUAUUAACAAGGAUGCCAAAUGGUGGAAGGAAUAUUGCUUUGAUAUUCCUGUCUUACAUAUAGAGAAACAAGGUGACCCAUCUUCUUUGGUAAAAAUAAUGCAUCAUUUUAGGGAGGACGAGUUGACCACCGCUUUAAAGAAGUUUAAGUAA
Molecule: messenger RNA, 420 nt
Organism: Maudiozyma barnettii
Lineage: Eukaryota; Fungi; Ascomycota; Saccharomycetes; Saccharomycetales; Saccharomycetaceae
Gene: MGP12
Product: Mgp12p
Exons: 1
Coding region: 1-420 (139 amino acids)
Source: RefSeq, a predicted model, not a curated record